UUGGCUCUGGUGCCAUGGGACCCUCCAAAGGCUAUCCCUGAAAUCCGCCUUGCCCGAGCCCCAGAUGCAGGCACACGGGACGGGACGAGACGGGGCUCCCUCCCCUAGGCUUUGCCGCUUCAACAAGCCCCGUGUCCCGCGCGGGGGCCCGGCGGCGCCUCCCCUCUGCCCCGCAGCCCGGGGAGGGGCCAACCGCUCGCGACGGCCGGACGCGUUUCCCUGCGACGCCUCCUCCGCGGUGCCCUGGCAACCGGGCGCCCCUGGCAACCGGCCCAUCGCCGCCGCCGGAGCGGGUAGGGGCGCACCGCCGGCUUCCGGCCGUGCCGGCUCCGCGCGGGACGAUGAAGCAGCCCCUGGCGGACGACACCGAGGACGUGUCCCUGGACUUCGGCGCCGAGGAGGAGCUGAGGCUGAGGAAAGCCCGGAUCAGAAUGUUACUGGAAGACUCUUGGUUGGGCUACGAUGGUGGAAUCAGAUUGAUGAAGAUGGAAAAAGCCACUGGGUAUUUGAAGCAAAAAAGGUUUCUACAAACAUUGCUGCCUCAACUGAAGUUGAAGCUCGUAUCUUCUGGCUUGGUCUGAUUAUCUGCCCCAUUAUUUGGACCCUGUUCUUUUUUAGCACCUUGUUUUCCUUAAAGCUGAAGUGGCUGGCUCUUGUGAUAGCUGGAAUCUCCCUUCAAACUGCUAACUUAUAUGGAUACAUCCAUUGUAAAUUAGGAGGACAAAAAAGCAUCAGCCAAGUAACUUCCAGGCUCCUAUCACAGCAGAUGUUUCAAAGAGACAGACCAAAAGAAUUUCAGAAGACUGUCUUGAAGGGUAUGGAAAUGCACAACCACUAGAAAGACACUGUAGUCCUGAGAGAAGUCAACACUAAAUUGAGAACUACAGCCUAAAGUCUGUUAGUCGAAGGAAAAAUGUAUUCAAGUGAUCUUAUUCAGCAAGUGCAUGGAAAUAUACACUACAGUUAAUCUCCAGAAGACUUGAAGAAAGUACUAAUAGGUAAAUGGAACACAUUAUGUAUGUCCCAAUGAAAACAAACUGUUUAAUGUAUAAGUUUCUGAAUAAAUGCUAUGCGUAUGCAUCUAAAGUAGA
This is a messenger RNA of Alligator mississippiensis (American alligator), 1091 nucleotides long. RefSeq names its product trans-golgi network vesicle protein 23 homolog A (gene TVP23A). Bases 65 to 838 code for a protein of 257 amino acids. The transcript is spliced from 7 exons. Gene Ontology annotation, biological process: vesicle-mediated transport; protein secretion. Gene Ontology annotation, cellular component: Golgi membrane. NCBI's taxonomy places the organism in Eukaryota, Metazoa, Chordata, Crocodylia, Alligatoridae. The record is from RefSeq and is a predicted model, not a curated record.